Aureococcus anophagefferens is the source of this 201-nucleotide messenger RNA. RefSeq lists its product as hypothetical. The transcript has a single exon. Gene Ontology annotation, biological process: chromatin remodeling. The annotation marks the transcript as partial. NCBI's taxonomy places the organism in Eukaryota, Pelagophyceae, Pelagomonadales, Pelagomonadaceae. The record is from RefSeq and is a predicted model, not a curated record. Gene Ontology annotation, molecular function: histone methyltransferase activity; protein binding.
UGCUCCUACCUCUUCAACCUCGACGAGGACACGGUCGUCGACGCGCGGCGCUACGGCAACAAGGCGCGCUUCGCCAACCACGCGGACCACGGCAACUGCGCGACGCGCACCGUGCUCGUCGACGGCACGCACCGCAUCGGCAUCUACGCCAAGGCGGCCGUCGAGCCCCACGCGGAGCUCUUCUUCGACUACCGCUACACC